Molecule: messenger RNA, 1854 nt
Organism: Folsomia candida
Lineage: Eukaryota; Metazoa; Arthropoda; Collembola; Entomobryomorpha; Isotomidae
Product: dynein assembly factor 1, axonemal
Exons: 5
Coding region: 9-1820 (603 amino acids)
Source: RefSeq, a predicted model, not a curated record
UUAAAGAAAUGAAGAAUUUACACGUGCUCAAUUUAAUGGGAAACCCGUGCAUCAGAACUGUAGAUAACUAUCGAAGAAAUAUGAUUGUGAGCUGUAAAUUAAUGACCUACUUGGAUGACCGACCAGUGUUUGACAAAGAACGAGCUUGCUGCGAGGCGUGGGCCAUAGGGGGCAGAGAGGCAGAAAAAGUAGAAAGGGAACGAUGGAUUCAGAAAGAACAGCAGAAAAUUACGGACAGCGUUAAUGCACUAAUAAAGAUGAGGGAUGAAAGGCAAGCGGAGAAAGCAGCAUUGGAAUUGGAAGUUGAGAAAAUGUGCAGACAGGGUGCGAACGAUGACGUCAACGAGACUCAGACGUUGAUUCAUCCAGAGCUAGACGUCGUCGUUGAGGAAUUGGAUAACGAGAACAGGGACAAAGAGGACGAGACGGCAGUUGCUGAUGAUAACUCGGUUUUACAAGAAAUUCCAGAUAUUUCUCUUGUCGAAGCUUCGUUGCAAACUAUUGAGAAGCCCAUGACCAUGGCAUCAGAAGGCAUGUCCCUCAACUUUGCUGGUGAAACUAUGGAAAUGGAGUUUGAUGAGCCUGAAACAAUGGAACCAGUGUCAAAUAGACUGGUUGACACACUUGAGGCCACUUUUAACCAAGUUGAGAAGCAAUUGAGGGACAAAGCUAUGGAGAAAGACGCAGAUCUCGAACAGGAUUAUUGCAUUUCUUUUAAUGUCAAUCCGCCAGAUGCCAAAGACGAAAAUGUUGAAGGCCAGCUGAACGAGUUGAAAUCGCAGAUUGAGGAAAGCCUGUCUAAACCAAUUGAUGCAGAUUUGAGUGACGGGAUUCGAGCAGUUAUUACCCGUGGCGCAGAGCUCCUCGGAAUUGCUAAUAUUUGGUCAGAAGAAGAUCCAACUUUUCUUUCUGAUGAUGAAGAACAAAGCAUUGGCUCAGAUAAAACAAGCUCUAGUGACAAAGGGGCAAAUAAUAAUGAGAAUAUGCUCAAAACUGACGAUGCCAAGCUUACAGGAGAAACAUCUCUUCAACACGAUUCACUGGUGAAAUUUGAGCAAGUCAUGUCAGACUAUGACAACUUUAUUGCAAGCUUUAUGAAUGAGACAUUUGAAGACCACGAAGAAGAUGCAGUUAAACUUGAAAAUGGGGACGGAGAUUCAAAUACUAAAAAUGAAACAACUGCUCUUCAAAUGCUGGCCAGUGAGAAAGAGAAAAACGACGUCCUUCAUGAAAAAUUUCUGCAACUUUGCGAUUUUGAAGACAACUGUCUAUCCCAAUUAGUAAAUGAGGAACUGAAGCAUUCUCUUCAAGAAAAGAUGUUACGCGUUCGGGAGUUGCAGCAAAAAGAGAAGGAAGAAAUUUCAAUUCUACAUGACGAAAUUAAUAAACACUUGGACCUGGAAGCGAAAAUUGCUGAUCUGAGUAAUUUUGAAGAUAAUUUAUACUCGAUGGAUACCGAUAUGAAGGAAAUAUCGCGCAUUUUGAAGGACGAGAUCAACUUUUCUUUUCCGGAAAUUGAAAACACAUUCGCUAACCUUGCAAUUGUUAACGAUGCGAAAAAGGAAAACCAAGAAGAAUUGGCAACAAAUUUAGAUCAACCACAACUGGGACCUGAUGAAAGCAGAUUUUGGGAUUCCAAUUGGUCAAUAAAGGAUGACAGUAACACCCUACGACAGGUUAUGGACGAGGAAACCAGUUCUGGAAUAUUUUCGUCAAUUUCGCAUGACAGCGAUACCGUUGCAUCCGAAUCUGAGAUUGAAUUGCGCAACACCAUUGCCACAAGCAUGACCAAAGGUGUGAAUGACGAGCUGAUGGAUUAGUCAUUCAAUAUGUAUAUCUUUAAUAAUCCUAAAU